UAAAAGUGGAGGAGAACAUACAUUCUUAUUCUGCAGAACUUGAGAUUCUAGACUCCGCCAUCUGCAAAGCGAAGACGAUGAAGAUCAGCCAGCCAGAUUUGUCUCCAGCGGGAGUCCAAAUAAAAUUCGACAGGGCCAAAGGUGACCCACAACGGAUGCAUUUUUCAUGCUAUGUCGAUAUUAGCUCAUCCAAGUUCCAACUUUCACGCAAAGUCGGUAAAUUAUUUUGCAAUAUUUCCAAACUAAGUGAAGGAACAGUGGGAGAACGUGUAAUACAAAACCCAGCUCCACUGCCUUUCCAUGCCAUGCGAGAAUGGGAUGGUAAACUCACUGAUGAAAGCUGUUCUAAAAUGCUCGUUAGAAUGUUUCACACCAAGAGUGAUAUGGAACUAAAGUUACAAAGGAAAGGUGGUCCGCCAUUUUUUGACCUCAGAGAAUCUAUUGCAGACAUUAUAUAUAAGCACUUGAAGGAACCCGAGAUGUUAGGCGUACAUUAUGUUGACGAACGAGGAAUCAUCGAAGAACCAUAUGAACCAGCGGACAUGGUAAAGAAGAAGGGCUUCGUCAUCAAAGUGGAAAAAAUGUUCAAGUGGAAAAAUUUGCCAGUGGCUAAGGUUAAAUUCUGUGACUGUCAGCGGUUUGCAGAUUUAAUUCGCAAGAAUCCGGGAGACACCAGCCUUUUUGCAGAUUACUGCAACAGAAUUUAUCUUCAUAGGGUAAACAGACUUCCAGCUCAGCAGGAGGAGAAGGUUUUAUUCCGUAAAAUGUUAUACACAAAUGCAGCCCGAGUUCCUCAAGAUGGUGAUUCUGGUGUAUGGACUAAUUCGUAUAUAUCCCUUUUGUUCCCACGCGAAAGCUCCAAAGAUCUCUCCAAAGCUUUUGACAAAGAAAGACAUGGAACGGAAAGUUCUCCGCUCAAUGCUGUUAGUUCUGCAGAACCGUGCUAUCUGGAUGCCACAUCGUCAGUAGGUAGAUCUGUCUUUUCAGGGCAUUCUGGGGGCCUCUCCGAACCAUUGCAGGGUUUAGAGUGCGCCUUUUGCCAUUCCAGGAGUGGUACUUUAAAAAGGUGCCUUGGAUGUAAAGAAGUGUGCUAUUGUGGUAAAACAUGCCAGAAAAAGGAUUGGAAGAAACACAAAACUGAGUGUGGAAGUAACAAGAAACUCUGAGGACGUGUGAGAAAUCUUCUUCUUUCCUUCUACGAUGACUAUCAUAAACAAUCACACAACCGAAAAAAUAUUUUACUGGCGUUAACAGAUUCGAUCACUUGAAAAGGAAACAGGCAGGAAGGAACUUUAUAUUUAGGAGCCGCUUCUAUUCCUGACCAUUCAUAUUUUGCUAAUUUUCUGAUUAGUCUUUAUCAUCGUAUUGCUCUUGCAUUUUGUUUUUCUUCCCCUUCACAAUCUUGUUCUGAUCCUCCAGUAACGUAUGGAUUUUUCAAUAACAGGGUGUAAAUAUGAAUUUUCCGAUUGCGGUGUAAACUUAUGAAAAGCACAAAACAAAAGAAACAAGUUUCAAGAACAGUGAUUUUUUCGCAGUUUAUUUGAAACUCUUUGACACAAAAUUGUCCUUCAAUUGAUCUUUUAGUUAGCAUUUUACCCUAAAGUGUAAUCAAGGAUGCUGAUUAUUCUUAUGUAAGCAGAGUUUUAAAUUCAUUUACCUCAGUUCUAGUAUAAGUCCUAAUUGCAAUAGUUAUUUUCCAAAAUAGAAAACAAUCGAGAAAAAUUUAGUCUGAAUAUUGAACUAAAAAGUAUGAUUCUCCAGAAUCAAGUUUUUCCCAAAAUCUUGAAUUAGCUUUUCUUCCAGGUAUCGUUUUGGGCAGCACACCUGCUAGGAGACUUGCCGUGCAGACACAAAUACACUUUUUGUAGAAAACACCUGUAAGGGCAUGCGUCCAUUUCUCCCUCCCCGUAGCAGUGUUAAUAAAAUAUGGGGUUAAAGGGAGUAGUUGAAAGAGAGACAUGAAUCACUUUCGAAAUUCUCAUACCAGAGUUAUUCCUGACAUACCUAUAACGAAGUAUUUAAGGCACACAUCUUGCGUGUUCUAUUAUCAGCGUUCCAAGUAAUCCCGAUUAGAAUUUAAGUCAGUAUUCUUAGUACUGUACAUAACAUCCGAGAAUUAGCGGGAUUUUCCAAUGCAAUAAACUUAGAAAAAAA
This is a messenger RNA of Stylophora pistillata, 2154 nucleotides long. RefSeq lists its product as uncharacterized. Gene Ontology annotation, cellular component: nucleus. The record is from RefSeq and is a predicted model, not a curated record. Gene Ontology annotation, molecular function: DNA-binding transcription factor activity, RNA polymerase II-specific. Gene Ontology annotation, biological process: regulation of transcription by RNA polymerase II. NCBI's taxonomy places the organism in Eukaryota, Metazoa, Cnidaria, Anthozoa, Scleractinia, Pocilloporidae.